UUGAAAUGUUAUACCUGAAAAAAAAAACCAAAAAUAUUAGUAGACAGGGGAACACAUUAUACGUACAAAACUUAACACACAAUGGAAAACAACAAAACGCGAUAUGAAUCGUUGAUAACAGCAGUGCAACCGGGCGAAGACCUCAGCAAUGCCAAUAAAUUUUCAUAUAAGUCGGACAACUCGGAGGUGGUAUAUCGGCAAUAUGGUCAGCUGAAGCCUGUGACUCAGCAUGAUUGCCGAGGGGUGGUCGGUGCGAUUGUCAACGAGAUUUUCGACCGCAAAGUUGGCAUUGCCAGUAUUUCAAAGAAGCAACGUUGCGUUAGUGAAGAAUUUAAGGACUCGGAAGAUAUGGAUAAGCGUCUGAAGCAAUGGCAGGAUACGUUGAGGGAUCGUGUCAAAAUGCAGAACAAAAUAACCCGUAAGACGGGCCGCCGACCGGAAGAAAUGCUCUUCAAUUUGCCCGCCACCGUAGAGCAGCGCGAUAAGGGCACCGUUCAACGUCUGAUGGAUUAUGCUUCACGUCUGAAUCCCGUCAAGCUACAACAAAAGGUAGCCGGCGUGCUGCCCGAGCUGCAUAACGAGUGUAUCUGUAUGCAGGAAAUUCAAGAGACCUUACCACAAGCGGAGCAAGACAAAAGAACUGCUGUUGAAAUCUCGGGUCUCACCCAAGCAACUAGGCAGGAAAUCCUCUGUUCAAAAAACGAGUUAAUAUCACAAAAAUCAAGGGAGGCCACUAAGUGGCUAAAUUCGAAAGUGCUGAAUGAGCGUAUUGAAAAUGAGGCCGUGGAUAUUGGCCGAGUUUUGGAGUUCUAUCCGGAUGUUGACAACCUUCAGAUUAUCGGAGCUAAUCCACUUAAUCCGCCCAGCAAUGAGCACAACGAGGAAAUCACUCUAAUGGUAAAGAAGUCAAUGCAUUCCAUUAGCAGCACUACCAUUAGAUCGAGCUAUCAGGAGCAGAAGCUGGAAUCGGUGAAGAAUGAGAAAGUGCAACAGCUUGCGGUCAAAAUGGAGCCAUUUAAUGUUGGCUUAAAAAUCAACAACCAGACUUGUAUUGCGGACAUCUACAGCUGCUGCAGCAAUAUCGAUCUGCAGUGCAAUUUGGAAUGCGCACCCUACGAAAUACAGGUGAAGCAAGUGCUGCGACUGGAAAACAUUGGCAGAAAGAUUAUCGUCUGUGAAUGGCAAGUGCUGGAAUGUGCCAAAUGUCACGAUGAAUUCCUAUUUGACAAUAGAAAAAUAAAGCUAUUUCCUGGAGACGUGCACAUUACCCGUGCACUUUUCCAACCACGCGAGAUAUGUGUGCGUAGACAGCACUUGGAACUGCGAAUCUUUCCCAACAUAUUUGGCACAUGUCGCAAUUCGCUGCUGCUGACGCUUCAUGGCAAGUGCGUAUCGCAUCCAGAGUAUUUAAACAAGCUCAAUAAGAAUUUGCAAAUAAUUGUGAAUAAAUCAAAUGAGCAGGCCACAAAAUAUCUAGCGGCACACCAUGCGGAGUUGGCCCCACUGAUACAGCCACAUGAGCGUCUGUGUCCCUAUGAGCGGGUCUUUGAUGAGCGAGAGUUGUUCAAUGCUAAGAAUCCUGGCUACCAUUGCGAUCGCUUUGAUGAUUUGGAGACCUUGAAGAUAUUGUAUAAUAUUUUGAAGACGCCACGCGAACCGGAAUGGGAUUUGCGGUUGGCGACCAUUAAAGAACUGAUUAUGCGUUUAAGUGAUAUGGAGAAACGCGAGAUUUUCUUCAGGAUGUACAUCGAUGUGCAGGAGCCGCUUUGCUACAAAUAUACUGCCGGCAUUGUCCACUUUGAGCACAAUUACGAGCGUGAUCGGUCUCGUUUCAUCUACGUGCGAGGCUGCAUAGGCAACGGCAUCGAGGAGUGGGAGAACUUAAUGCUAUCAUUGGAGCAGAAUUGCCUAAAGUCAGAGCUGACUCGCUUCUAUGCACGACUCGCCGAGGAAGCGAAAAAAACAGGGGAUUACUCCUCGGAGAACGAAGAUACCAAGCCCUGGUUGCAGCAACUAAAAUAUGAUCAGCCAGAAUUGUAUGUGCUGAGAAAGUUACGAGCCAAAAAGCACUACAGAGACUCUCUCUAUAUGCGCACCUAUACCCAACUCUGCGACAUAGCUGAGAACAUUGUAUCCGUUAUAGAGAGCACAGAGCACAUUUAAACAAAAAUAGUUUAUUUUAGAUUCUGUACUAAAGUGCAUUAAGAGUGCCUGAGAGUCAACUUGGUAAAACUGUUUUCAAUUGCAAAAAUUUGUAGCAUACGCUCGAGUGUUUACUAUAUCAAUACUAUAUAUGCAAUAGUUUUUUAAUGUGCAGUCGAUAGCCAAGUAUUAGUUUAUCAAAUAUAUGCAUACUUUUCGGUGUUAGCUGACCAAAUUUGUAGUUUAUAAAAUAAACUAUUUAAGGCGCACACUGGCAAAGCUGACAAUUUAUAUUAUUUUUUUUUAACGGGGAACGAAAAAUUGUUUAGCUAAUUUCUAUUCUAAGUUGCAACAUUGAAAUUGUGUAUGUAAAUAUCAUCUAAAAUAUACACACAAACACUUAAAUAAUUCGAUUGUUUAUUGGUAUCUAUAACUUUAUCAAUACUAGGUUUGAAUUUCAAAAUCAAUAUAUAUUUUCGACCAUUUCGACUCUAUAAUAAAACUUACGUUUUUUUUAAA
This is a messenger RNA of Drosophila grimshawi, 2661 nucleotides long. RefSeq lists its product as uncharacterized. The coding region runs from base 82 to 2163 and encodes 693 amino acids. Lineage: Eukaryota; Metazoa; Arthropoda; Insecta; Diptera; Drosophilidae. The record is from RefSeq and is a predicted model, not a curated record. The transcript has a single exon.